This is a messenger RNA of Sycon ciliatum, 5151 nucleotides long. RefSeq names its product ral GTPase-activating protein subunit beta-like. The coding region runs from base 187 to 4626 and encodes 1479 amino acids. The transcript has a single exon. Lineage: Eukaryota; Metazoa; Porifera; Calcarea; Leucosolenida; Sycettidae. The record is from RefSeq and is a predicted model, not a curated record. Gene Ontology annotation, biological process: regulation of small GTPase mediated signal transduction; activation of GTPase activity. Gene Ontology annotation, molecular function: GTPase activator activity.
GAGGACGUCAUCACGUUUGUUGAAUCUUCCUCUGCAAUCUUGCUUCGCAUUUUGUUUGUUGGGGUGUGAUUCUUCUCAUACCCUGGCUAUAGGAUGUAUCGAUGAGCACUCCGAGCUGAAGAACAGGAGAGAAGCGCCGUGUUGCCUCGGCCGUGAGCCUUCGUCUUUUCCACAAAUGAAGGAAGGAUGUUCUCUGGCUGGGUGGCGUUUCGCCCUCCGUUUGGCGAUGCCCCAGGAGGGCCCAUUUCAGUACUGGACAAGUUUCCACCAGAGACUGGUCUCUCGAUAACCAUUGCUGUUGUGGACUCUAUUUUACCUCUUCGGGUGGAUGCAACUCACCCACCUGUCAUUAGCACUGAAGACGAUGUCGACUGGAUUAUGAAUGUUUUAGCCUACGGGCUGCGUCUUCCACUGGAGUACGACGAAAACAUUCGAAAAUGUUGUCAAUUAUACCAAGACUGGCUGAACGUUCUGGUCAAUUUGCCCUCAACUGCUCCGACUUGUAUUAGACACAGGCCUGAAUUUUAUGCAAGACGCAUCUUGGAACAGUUCGAAGGAGUUUUCAACCUAAGAAAUGGUUCCGAUGGAAGUAAAGUUGCCGUACAUAUACGACUUUGUAUGUACGUUUUGGGCAUCAUCCAACGUCUGGCUUUCCAUGCCAAACUCAGCCAAACAACAUGGAACACGCUGCUGAAUUCUCUUGUGAGAGUUUGUGAUCGGCUGCUAUCGCCACCAUGUGGAAUGUAUGGAACGUUGGCUGAGAGAAUAGGUGAGAGCCUGGUGCAGGCACUCUACAACGUGUGGAUCAAAGCCUGUGAUGGGAACUUCCCUGCACCCGCUUUGUGGAAGACGAUGCAGGAAGCAGUCAUUGGCUGGCGCCAUCAGCGGCCUGUUGUGGAUGAGUGGACGCGGGUGUGCGAGGCUCUCACACGUAGUGUUGUUCGCCAUCUGUACGGCGGCUCCCAUGGUGAUGAGUUAUCCAUCAAAGCCUCAUAUGAGGAUGGGACGGCGGAGACACUGAAUCUGAGCAUUGCUGCAGAUGCGCUGGUUCAAUGUUGGUAUCGCUUCUUGCUCAUUCUUGGUAACCCGGUGGAGUUGUCUCGGCCACAAAUCAUCGGCAAGACACCUGCCUUUCACCAAGCUGCGGCCGACUCUGGUGACCUGGAACAACAGCAUACGUGUUUGCAACGCCUGCCAACCAUCUUUCUUCUAGCCCAGAGAGGAGUGGCAAGCCUUGUGGAUCUUUUCCUGGAGUUAUCCGUGCAGCCGGGCCAGCUGUCACGUGCCGGUGACGACGAUGAGUCGCAUAACUCUGUAGCCAUGUCUCCUACAGCAGCGGUCACAGCAGAACCGAGAGUCCAUGAUGUUGCCGGUUCCGCUCCCAUUUCUUUCCUGCCAGCGUCGUUAUUUUCGGCGGCAGCCUCGUCGCGCAAUGCCAACAGUCCUUCUCGUCCAGCACUGCCCAAGCGUAGUACACUACUGCAUAUCUUUGGCGAAUGGCUGUUUCAAGCUGCAUUACCCAGCCCGGAAGAUCUGCGUAAUAUCAAUCGGAUCAUGGCGGGCGGAUCUGCUGCGAAUGCUGCUGGUCGGAUUGAGGAUGGCUAUGGCGUCGGUGUACCUCUGGCAGCGUUUGAGGCAGGGCGAGCAGAAGCACUGGCAUGCCUGUGUAGAAUAUUCUGUGCCAGUUGCUGCGACGAGAAGUUUGUGCCUGUGUACUUAGCGCGCUUCUACUACGUGCUCCAGCAGGGCUUGGUCUAUUUGCCCAGUUAUCACCGUGGUGACGUGCUGUCCAAUUUGCUGAUAAACAGCACAGAGAUCUUCUGCAACGAUCUGGCCGGUGCGUUCUGCCUUGUUCCUGGGUAUCUGGCAGCUCUAGAGUUCGUCCUGCCAAUGGCAAUGCUGCCAUUCAGCAGCAAUGUCAAUGUGCAGGACCUGCGCUUCUGCUCCACUCGCAUCCUGAUGUCACUGCUGUGUGUACCAAUGCACUUCAACGACCUAACCGUGUGCGACCUAUCUCUGUCUAGUAAAUCUCGGCCCGAUUCAGGCAAGGUGCCUGGCUCAAAGAGUGACUAUCUGAUCUCACCAGUUGAGCACGACCCUGGCAGUACGCGUUUUGCCAGCUUCCGAGGUGCAAUCGUCAACCUUGUGUUCAGUGCGCUGCGGUGUGAGAAGUCGCCCGCUGUCAUACAGCUGUUGCUGGGAGCAGUCAUGGUCAUGGUGCAGGAUGUAGCUGCCGUGGAGAAGGCCCGCAACUUGGAGGCUGCCUCUGACCCAACAGCAAGACCUGGUACCAGUUCCACACCGGCCGCCGCCCAAUCACCCACGGCUGAUGGUAAUCUGCUAGGUGCUGAACCCGGCGCUCACCUUGGCUCUUUGCGCAACAGUUCCUCUGGAGUCAUGGAUGCGGCUGCGCUGUGCGUGCGUGCCUGUCGCGAUAUCACGCAGCGCUUCUUGCGCGUGGAUCCCAGCAACAGUGUUCACGUGACUAUGUCCGUACUGGACCUGAUGAGUGGCCUUGCUAGUCUCAACCUACCCGGUGUCAGCGGUGUGGAGUGGCGCUACACUGUACGCUGGCUCUGCGACUUUAUCAACACGCUAGUCUGCCAGCCACCACGCGCACACUCUCGUGAUCUGCACAGCAUGAUCGUAGCGGCGUACCACUGCUUACUAGCAUGGACAACCUGCAAUCAUCGCUUGCUGUUUGAAGAGGAGCCCCUACGUGCUGUUCUGGAUGUGUGUGAGCUAGGUCUAACUGGCAGCAAGUCAGUCAGUAAGCCACGCGAUGAUGAGGAGCCAGUCAAGUCCCUGCGCGGAGAAAAGGAGUUCAGACCAGUCUCUAGGCGUGUAUUGGAAGCAGCCGAAAUGGUGCUGUACGCCAUUCUGGAGCACCUCGGUGCUUUCCCGCCACCUAUGGGCCCUGGUGCCGUGUCGUCCAUGUUGGAUGAAGCCGCGCUCAUCAAGCUUGCAUCGCGCUAUCGUAACGUGUCUGACCUGGCAUUUAGCUACUAUGCUGUGGACUCGACCACCCUGGUUGGCUUACUGCCUUGUUCUGUGACUUCAGACACAGGUCUACCAGCGGUCACCGUCAUCUUGCGCGGUCCAAGUGGCCGGCACACAUGGACUAUGCAGCUUCGACAGGUGCCUCGCCAUGCUCAGCCGCAACUUGUCGAGCAGUUAGCGCCAGUACGUCGUCCAGAGCCACACUCUGACCCCCCACCGGUGGUCUUACCACCUCGUCCACCGUGGCCCGAUGUUGUCAAGACCAUGCCAGUCACAGAAGCAGACUCCAGCAUUCCAUCGCUCUCUGAUAUUCUGGACCCGUCGACAGCGAAGGUUCACGACCGCGUGCAAGAUCUUGUCAAGCAGCAGUCUGCUUUGGAGCGGGAAUUUGUUGCCAAUCUUCCAGGCAGCAAGUUCAACGUCAAGCCAGUUGAUAUGAAGCCGCCGCGUAUUCGUGACGUGUUCCAGACAAGUCGACUGCUGAUGUCGCAUUUGGGUCUGGUCACUCCAGAGAGUCUGAUGUCGUCUUUCAGCAAGUCUGUCGAUCGCCCUGACUCGUUCACGUUGGUGGACAGUGAGAAGGCAUCGUUUCAGCCGCAGCUGCAGAACUUGGACGGCGUACCUACUCGUCACACAGAUACCGUGUACGUAUUCUACGUGCGACCAGGUCAGUCAUCACUCGGCGAUUUGCUCUCCAACCGCAACCUGCUCGGCCCGCAGAAGCCUGAGUUUGCCGAGUUUCUGAAUGCUCUUGGCUGGCCUGUUGAUCUGGGCACUCAUCCCGGUUUCAAGGGUGCUGUGUCUUGUCUGCACUCGCCCAACGACGCCGGUCAAUCACCAAUGCCCUACUUCGCUGACAACAACUCUGAGGUGCUUUUCGUUGUGCCGUCGCUGCAGAAACGAGCACGCCAAGUCAUUGCCAAGCUGCAGGAACACUCCAACGCAAGUAAUAGUGAUGGCGCUGGUGCUGCUGCGACGUCUUCUUCUGCUGCUGCAUCUGCUACAGGUGCAACUGGGACUGGAGAUGAGAUACCGUCUUCUGUAAAGAUGGAUAUCCUGGGGCAAUGCGCUCGAGAUCUAGAUCUACCUCCUGGUGCCGGUGUGGCAAGCUGUGCUUCUUCUUCAUCCCUGACACCGUUUCCUACUGCGGCAACCAAUGCGGCCGCUGCUCGCUCGGCAGUUACGCCCCUCGCUUGGCAGCUGGACACCUCUAUCAUCAUUGUCUGGCUAGAGCGCUUUGAAGACUGGGCGUCUUUCCCGCUUGGCAAGAUUGGUGAGCUGGUCACACCCCUGCAUGGCUCCUCGAUGGCUGGAGGUAAUCUGCCAGUGCAAGCACUGUUUGUCCAUCCACUCAACACCGGCUUAUAUCGCAUCAAACGUGUGUCACCGCCGUCGUCUCGCUGGGUUAUGGCUGGUCCGCUACUGAGCGACAUGGUUGUCAGCCGGCGUUCUCUCGGCCCACUAGUCCGUCAGACGGUCAUGAACAUGGCCAAGCGACGUCGUAUUGUCUCCGACAGUUACUCUCCGCCGCAUGCGCUGCGCAAGCGUCGCGUCGAGGACCUGUGCAAGAGCCACGCUGUCAAGCAGACAGUGCCGGAUUUCUAUAGUGCUCUAUUCCGUGUUUGACCUGCUAAUCCCCUGCUAGUCUCCGCUGGUAGUAGUAUACCUGCCUGGGUGGCUUGGUGAUGAGGACCAUAACAUGCUGAUUUACCCCAUACACUUGAUCACAGUCAUAUGAAAAAUAUAUCUUUUUUUUGUCUCUGUAUAGCUCACUUUAUGUCCGACGUCUUUAUACAUAUCAUACUUUUUCUGUCCGUAAAAAUCGUUCUUUUGUCUUUCUUCAAAUUUGAUGUAGGCAAAGUAUAGUUGAGUCAUUCCCUGGCGGUUUGUUGUCCUUUAUUAUGUCUUUUCCUUUCAAUUAUUUUCAAUUUAUUCACCAAAUAGCUAAUGGGAGCGAUUCCCUCAUGUCUCUCUUUAUGUUGACCGGCGAUUGUUCGGCUAGUUGUUGACUACGUAAUCCAACGCGAUGGGAUUGUGUUAGGUGUGCUCCAGCAUGAGGCCAUGGGCCGCAUGUUUGUGUGAGAGAGCGUGCACGCUUUGUGUUACACUAUGAGAAUGUGCUGAUCUUGUUGCAGUGCGCGCACUUCUGAG